This is a messenger RNA of Colletes gigas, 3034 nucleotides long. Its product is annotated as TOX high mobility group box family member 3-like. Gene Ontology annotation, biological process: regulation of transcription by RNA polymerase II. Gene Ontology annotation, molecular function: chromatin DNA binding. The record is from RefSeq and is a predicted model, not a curated record. Gene Ontology annotation, cellular component: nucleus. Bases 901 to 2835 code for a protein of 644 amino acids. NCBI's taxonomy places the organism in Eukaryota, Metazoa, Arthropoda, Insecta, Hymenoptera, Colletidae. The transcript has 11 exons.
GCGCAGUCGGUGGUCGCGGUCGGUGUUAGGUGGUUAGAAGGAAACAGAUUUGGCAGUGGAGCGAGCGACGCCUGCGGACGAUAAACGCGGUUCGUCCACGUGCUCCGGCUUAGACGCCGGGGGGCGGAAAAACCGGUAUAUUCUAACGGCCGUGAUCGUGGGAUCUCGAUCGUCAUCGGGAUAUUUCGAUCGUGACUGGAUUUUAAAACCAGUCCCGGGCCGACGACGGUGACUUAAACGCGCAACUCUCCCGACGUGCGGAGAACGUUAGGCACUCGCCCCCGCGUCCCACGCGACUACGACGUCUCGUGUUUUUCCGCGUUUUCUCGCCGCGGGCCACGUACCGCGCGCGACCCCGUUUCGUGCCCGAACGCGCAUCGGAAGCAACCGUUGGAGCACGAACCAGACGUAUCCUCCUAGCACUCGGAGAAUAAGUAAUCUCGGCGGCCGUCGAUGGAUGAGACGUAAAGACCAUCGAAACGAGGGUGGUACGCGAUGGAAGACGGAGCCGACUGAACCGGAGAGAUUCGUUACGAGUGGAUCGGUUUUGAUGCGGGAGGAUCCCCCCGGUGCUGCGUUUCUCGAUUCGUGAUAUAAAUCGAGGAGAGAGAUACACGCGAGUAAAUCGACGCCUAUGUUUCGUGUAGCUUGUUCGCGACUGAUAAAUCGGGCCGAACGGUGUCGCGCGCGCGCGCGUGUCCCUAAUCGAUCGGUCGAAUCGAUCCACAGAUCGUACCGAUCGUAGCCGGUUGGUUCGCCGGUAAGAAGAGUACGGUUGUGUCGGUCACGUACGCGUACGCGUAUUCAUCGCCAGAAACGCGUUCGUUAAGAAUAAAGGGGAAGCUGGUAAACCCGGGCGGUGAGCUGCAAGGUGACCCCCACGUCAGAAGUCGCGAGACGAUGAGCGACGGCAUAGUCGGUGCAAUCGCGAUCAGUUUGUUCGGCAGCGACAAGAAACGUCGGGACAGCAUGGACGCCGGUUACACGAUUCUUGGCAACGACGUCGACGUCUGCAGAAUGUUCGACCAGUUCUCUUACAAGAGAAACGAGAACCUCGAUUUUUCGCUGAACGUGCCGCAGUCCCACCAUCAUCCGGCGUCUUAUCAUCACGACGGUUACGCCAUGGCUGAUCAGACGUUUCACACACCAAGUUUCGGCGACGAGGACUUCGAUAUCCCCGCUAUCCACUCUCACUCGCAUCAGCAACAACAGCAACAGCGGCAGCAACAAUCGCAGCAACAAUCUCAGCACGAUCCGAUGCAUAGCUAUCAGUCUCAGAUGAUACAGUCCACGGGAGGAAGUAUCCAACAAUCUCCGGACGGGCUGAAUCUCGAUCCAGGUGGAUAUCAGCAAUCGCUUUAUCUACAACAAGACCACUCAUUACAGCCGAUCAGCGUCAGUUCGACGUACAGCAACUCGCAGGGAUCGUACGCGACGAUGAGUUCGCCGCGUCAACAACACGGAAAUCAACAAAUGAUGUUGCUCCAGCAACAGCAACAACAGCAGGCGCAGAUGCAGCAACAUAUGCAGUAUAUGCAUAACCAGCAGCAGCAACAGCAGCAACAACAACAGCAAAUGCAACAACAGAUGCAGUACAGGAGUCCGACGGGCGGCAGCCCACCAGCGAUGCAGCAAACCAACGUUCCGGAACCAAACAACAAUACUACAACCAGCGAAGACAGCGACGAUAGCACGCCACAUUCCGGAAUGAUCACUGGCAUCAAGCGGCCCUCGCCGGAACCGGCAGAUGUUGGGGCAAAAAAUCAGAGAAAACCAAAGUCGCAGAAGAAGAAGAAAAAAAGAGAUCCCAACGAACCGCAAAAGCCCGUUUCGGCGUACGCUCUGUUCUUCAGGGACACGCAGGCAGCGAUAAAGGGACAAAAUCCGAACGCGAGUUUCGGUGAAGUAUCAAAAAUCGUCGCUUCGAUGUGGGAUGCUUUGGAUACCGAACACAAGAAUGUUUACAAGAAGAAGACCGAGGCUGCGAAAAAAGAGUAUCUGCAGGCUCUGGCGGCGUACAGAGCAUCUCUGGUCAGUAAAGGAGCAGCCGAGAAUGAACAGCAACAGCAGCAGCAACCGUCACCACAGCAACAGCAACAGCAGCAGCAACAGGUUCAGUACGCAGCGUACGGCAGCUACACCGGAAGCGGAACGCCCGGAAACGUUUCGUAUCAGGUCUACAGCCCGCAGCCUCAACCGCCGUCGCCUCAACAGCAACACGCCCAUCCCCAUCAGCAUCAUCAGCAUCAGCCACAAUCGCAGCAAAUGCAAAUGAAAAAAUCACCCCACCAUUUGGCCAUGUCUGGGAACCCGCAACAAACACAGCAGGGUAUGAUAAACAAUUCAAUGGCACCGUCACAUAUUUCCCAACAACAGCAACAACCGCAGGCACAGUCCCAGCAACAGCAGCAGCAGCAACAGCAACACAUGCAGCAGCAACAAGUCACACAGCAACAAUACAUGCAGCAAGUCCAACAGCAACAGGUGCAGCAGGUGCAGGUGCAGCAGCAGUCCCAGCAUCACCAUCAUCAUCAACAGCAACAGCAGCAGCAGCAGCAGCAGCAACAGCAAAUGAUGCACACGAGCAACCAGAAAGGUGACUCGUUGUCGAGCCCACCGUCGGUGAACUCGGCGGCCCAGGCGACAAUGGGCGGUCAAAGACCCGCGUCCAACGCUUGCAUACGCCACGGGUGCCCGAAUCCCGCGGUAGCGAACAGCGAAUGGGAGGAUGAGUACUGUAGCAACGAAUGCGUGGUUAGCCAUUGCAGAGACGUGUUCACUACGUGGGUGUCUUCGAAUCAAAAUUCCCAGCAAAACUUCUCGACCGUAAAAUAAGAAAUCUGUACACUAAAUGAUUGUAGUAAGCGCGAUAAUCCUGAACGCGUACGGCUAUCGUUCGUUCCUAGCCGACACGAGCACGACCGAUACGUUGAGUGUACAUAGAUCGACAAAAAGGUUCGCGUAAAAUCAAAAAAAGGAAAAAAAAAAAAGAGAAAAUCCCAGACCGACGACAAGAACACACGGUAAUUAUUUA